UAUUGUUGUGAGCCGGGACUGCAGAGUGCAAAAGUGCAGCUUUCUUCACAUUUAAAUGUCCUAGAGAUCAUAAAUAAAACGCCGUGAACUUCUAAACAAAUAUUCCUCAAUGGGAGGGAGCGAUUCUGACAGCAGAUCCAGGAGCAGAAACAGAGAAGAAAACAAAUCCCGCAGUUUAUCAUCCUCGAGCGCCAGGAGACCCAGUCCAAACCAUGAGAAGAAACAUGAGCAUUCAUCUGAGAAGAAAAAGAUGAAGAGAAGAAGAUCCUCCAGUUCUUCGUCUUUAAGCUCUCCUUCACCAUCCAGAGAGAAGAAGUCCAAGAAGAAGAAGAAGCGGCGAGAAGCGAAGAAACUCAAGCGCGAGAAGAAAAAGGAGAAGAAGGAGAAGAAGCGUCAGAAGAAGCUGGCGCUGAAAGCGGAGCGAGCAGCAGCGCUGACGGCUUCAGUUCCUGCUCCAGUUCCUGAAGAAAAGCCUCAAACAUACCUGAAGACCUGGCAGAGCGAAGAAACUAAAGAGCACGGCCCUGCCAUGACUGAUGAACAGAAGGCCAAACUCAGCACCAGGAGGCCGCUGACGAAGGAGGAAUACGAGGCCAGACAGAGCGUCAUCCGCCGAGUGCUGGACCCAGAGACAGGCCGCACCAGGCUUAUAAGAGGCGAUGGGGAGAUUUUAGAAGAAAUCGUCAGCAAGGAGCGACACAAAGACAUCAACAAGCAAGCCACAAGAGGGGAUGGAGAUGCCUUCCAGAAGAGACUGGGGAUCAGUAGGUAGCGAGGUGCUACAUUGAAGACCAGUCCAGACCCUCUCCUGCAUUUCUCCAACAAAAAUUCAGUAGUUUUUUAGUAGUUAUUUUUUUUAUUCCACUCCCUUCAUUAAAUGUCAUUAGAAGAUGCUUGCAGAAAUGCAUUAGGCUCUCGGAUGUUGUACAGAAUUAAGUACACUCACUAAAGUUAAUGAACCUCAUUCAGUUCAUCCAACAGUUUACAGAUUUAACAGAAACAUGUCUAAAUCUGUGUCAUAUAUGUCAGUAAGUGUGGAAAGACUUUCUUAAUGGCUAAUUUAUUUGUAAAUAAGGUCAUUUGCUGUCUGAAAGUGUUCAUUAAACCAUCUUAAACAUCA
Danio rerio (zebrafish) is the source of this 1120-nucleotide messenger RNA. RefSeq names its product ARF like GTPase 6 interacting protein 4 (gene arl6ip4). Gene Ontology annotation, cellular component: nuclear speck; nucleolus. Lineage: Eukaryota; Metazoa; Chordata; Actinopteri; Cypriniformes; Danionidae. The record is from RefSeq and is marked provisional.